This is a messenger RNA of Elgaria multicarinata webbii, 6450 nucleotides long. It is a transcript of the gene SH3D19, whose product is annotated as SH3 domain containing 19. Gene Ontology annotation, molecular function: protein binding. Gene Ontology annotation, cellular component: ESCRT-0 complex. Gene Ontology annotation, biological process: protein transport to vacuole involved in ubiquitin-dependent protein catabolic process via the multivesicular body sorting pathway. The transcript has 21 exons. The coding region runs from base 24 to 3215 and encodes 1063 amino acids. The record is from RefSeq and is a predicted model, not a curated record. Lineage: Eukaryota; Metazoa; Chordata; Lepidosauria; Squamata; Anguidae.
AGCCCUCUUUGUCCCCGUCGCCGAUGGCUGAAGCCUGGAGGCUGGAAGAAGACGAGGAGGAGCAGCUGAAGGAGCUCGGCCGAAGGCAUCGGAGAGCCAACUUGAGUCCCGCCUCAGAUCGUUCUGAAAGAAAUAAGCCUGAACACCGCUCAUCAGGCCAAGGCCCGCUGUCAUCCAUUAAAGCAGCAAUCAAGAGAACUUCUCGGACAUCUGGCCACAGUGAACAGCAAAGAGAGAGAAGACGCCCUGAAAUCACGAUAGUUGCAGCUGAACCUCUUGGGCCAUCUUCCUGGUUUCCUGGUGGAAAUCAUGUCCCUCAGCAAGGGCUAGUGUUUCAAUCAUCUCACACCCAGGCUUCUUGGAGAACAAAUGAGCUUGUUCCAGCUGAGCCACCUUCAUAUGAGCAAGUAAUCAAAGAAAUCAAUCAAGUGCAAGUCAACGCAACCAGCAACAAUAAUGCUGCCAGUGCUGCUAAUUCUAGAUGUACUGUUACAUCUUCGACACAGACUGACUUUCCAGAAGAGAUAAUCAGCAAUUUGCCAGGAAUAAAUGUGAAAAGUAAUCUACAGGUUUUCUCUGAAUGCAAAAGCACUCCAGCUGUACAGAUUCCUCGCAAGCCACCUAGACCUUCAUCCUGUCUGUUGAACAGCAAUCCUUCCAAAAAUGAAGAACUCCUAGUUGUCUUGGAAGAGCAGACAGGUCAAGAAAAGCCUAAUGUUGUGUUAUGUCCUGUGCCAAAACCAAGAUCGAAAGGCAAUCUGAAACCUGUGGUUAUAGAUACUCAAAAUAACACGCAAGACAAUCACGAAGAAACAAGGACUGAAAAGGACACGCCUUCAAUUCAGCUGGGCUCUGUACUAGAUGAAAGCUUUGGAGACAGCCAUAUGGUGAUAGACACCAUGGAUACAGACAAGAGCCAAAAUAGUAUAGUAUCACGCAUUAAAGCUUUUGAGAUGCAAGCAAAUACGGAAACAUCGGGAUUAACAAAGAAGCCAGAGGUAUCCCCACGCUCAUUAGGCCCCAAACCUAUCAUUAGUGCAAAAAAACCUGUGGUGGCACCGAAGCCAGGGGUUAACAGAGCAUCAGGUGACUGGGAUUCAUGGACAGAAAACAAACUAAAGGUUGUUUCCCAGGAAGGGCCCCUUCAGCCUCCUGAAGCUGGAAGCAACACUACAAACAAGCCUGAAUUGCCAAAGAAACCAAAGUCAGUCAUUGUAAAAAGCAGUAGCAAUGGGCUUCUUAACUCAGGGAACAGGUCAGCUUCAGAGAACAGUGAUGGACAGAGAAAAUCUCCCGUUCCUGCCCCUAGGCCACUUGUUCCCAGGAAGUCUGUCUCUUUUGAAAGUCCUGCUCUUCCCAUACUUCCACUGAGACCAGUAAGUGCUGCUCCCAGGCUCUCCAUAGCUGCCCAGACGAAUGCCUUCAGAUCCCUAGCAGAGCCCCCUCCAAGCAACCUCGUAAUACCUCCAGUUCAGAAUACGCCAUCUGGGGAAGGAGAUCUAAUCAGCUUUGAUGAUGAAGUUUUUCCUCCUAAUUUGGUAGGAACGCUUCAAGAACUUUCUCGGUCAGAAUCAGAUCUUGUAAAUUUGCCUUCCAAACACGAUUCUGCAAAAGAACCAGCAAUCCAACCAGCUGUUGUGAGGAAACCUACUGUGAUCCGAAUUUCAGCUAAACCAGCGAAAGCUUUAAGUGAAGUUCCUGAAAGCCCUCCUCCACUUCCUAUGGAGAAGCCAAUUGGAAACACAGCUGGCAUUUCAACUGGAAAACCCAAUAACAUGAAAACUACAAAAAAGGAGGAGUCUGAGCAUUCCAAUUUGACACAGUCAUUGAAGAAUGAACCUAUCAUGCCCCCAAGGCCUAGUGAAGGGAAAAUCAUGCCAGCUCGACCUCCUCCGCCUAAGAGUGCCCCGGGAAGGCCACCACCGCCAAAGUCAACCAAGGCUUCAUCACAAACGGACGGCUUUUCUCGCUCAAUCUCUGACAUAACUCUCCAUAAAAAAACCAGCAUGUUUGGGUUGGGAGUCAAGAGGAGCAAGAGUGAAGUUAGCAAAACUAAUGAUACAGCUUUACCUCCUCGACCCAAGCCGGGUCAUCCUCUGUACAAUAAAUACAUGCUUCCUGUGCCCCAUGGAAUCGCCAAGGAAGACAUUUCUUCCCAAAAUAGUGGACAUCUUGCUUGCAAGCGUGGAGACGUGCUUGUACUGGUGGACAAGGUUGACGACAGCUGCGCUGAAUGCCAAAAGGGAGAAGAAACCGGCAAAGUUCAGUUAUCCCAGAUGCAGAUAGUAACUCCACUAGAUGAGAGGUUGAAAAGCAGACAAAGGGACAACAUGCAGAAAGUUUCUGACUCAAGUGCUCCUCAAGCAAUAGUUCUGCAUGAUUUUCCUGCAGAACAUACUGAUGAUUUGGACCUCUAUUCUGGAGAGACUGUUUAUCUUUUGGAAAAAAUAGAUGAUGAGUGGUACAGAGGAAAAUGCAAGAAUCGCACAGGGAUCUUUCCUGCUAGCUUUGUCAAAGUUAUUGUUGAUGUUUCAGGAGAAAACAACAGGAAAAAAGUGAAUUUAUCAUCACCGAGUAUUGUAGGCCCUAGAUGCAUAGCUCGAUUUGAGUACAUCGGAGACCAGAAAGAUGAAUUAAGCUUUUCAGAAGGUGAAAUUAUUAUUUUGAAGGAAUAUGUCAAUGAAGAAUGGGCCAAAGGAGAGCUGAGAGGCACCUCUGGAAUUUUUCCGUUGAACUUCGUUGAAGUCAUUGAAGAUCUACUUGAACCAGGUAAUGGACCACUGCUGAAGAAUAAGAACAAGAACUCUGUGUCUGAGACACAGGUGGCCGGACAUGCCGGAGAGUGGUGUGAUGCUCUCCAUGAUUUUAAAGCAGAAACCCAGGAAGACUUACCUUUUAAAAAGGGAGACCACAUCUUGAUCUUAGAGCAUUUGGACUCGGAGUGGUACAGAGGGAGACUAAAUGGAAAGGAAGGAAUUUUCCCUGCAGUGUUUGUUCAUGUUUGCUCAGAAGAAACACAACCAUCACUGCCUCCAGUUGGGAAUAAAGGAAAAGCCAAGGCCCUGUACGACUUUCAUGCUGACAAUAUAGAUGAACUCUCCUUCAAAGCUGGUGAUAUCAUAACCGAACUAGAACCUGUAGACGAAGAAUGGAUGAGUGGAGAACUACAUGGCAAAUCCGGCAUUUUCCCCAAAAACUUUGUCCAGGUUCUAUAAUUUUCCUAAGGGUGAAACUCAGUUCUGGACCAUCUGCCUGUACAAGUGAAUACCUGACUAGCACAAAAGCACAUUAUACUCUGGGCAGCAGAGAGGAUGCCCUCUAUUAUCACUUGAUCUAAAUCUUGACUAUCAAAUGCAUUUUUGCACUAUUUUUAUAUAAAAAAGUAUACUAGAUUGUAUAAUAUUUUGUUUCCAGUUGACACUUCCUCAAAAGCCCUAUUCACCCAUUUUUCCAAGUAACAGAAUUUGUUACAAUACUGUACUAUUAAGCCACCUGCAUUUUAGCAGUUUUAGCAUUCUUUCUAAGCUACUGAAUAUUCAAAUUCUGCAUCUCUUCAUUCCCAGUACAAAUACCAUGUUCUAUAAAUUAUUAAUAGCCAGUGUGUAAAAGCAAUAUAUCCAUAUACACUAUCAUCAAAGUCAAGUGCAGGGUUUGGGUUUUUACUUAACCAUGCAGGUUAAAUUACCCAUUGCUUCACGCACCAAUCACUUUUGAGUAAAGAGGAAAGUAAAGCAGCCUGAACAGCAGGAUUCUCUAGUCAUAGCUGUGUUGUGAUAUGAACAUAAGGUCUUGCCUUUCAGUGGGUCAGACCCUUGGUCUGUUUAGCCCACUAUUGUCUGGCUGUGGCUCUCCAAGGUCUCAAGCAGUAGUUCUUCCCAUCAUCCACUAUCUGAUCCUUUUAAGCUGAACAUGUAAAGGUUUGAACCAGAAGCAUCUGGUGUGCAAAGUACGUGGCUCUACCACUGAGUUCCUCCGUGGCCCUUACCCCAUCCUGUUCCUUUAAACAAGUAAACUUCUACAUAAAGAUUCCACAAGGUCUACAGGCAACUGCAUCUAUUGUAGAAAAUGCUUUUAUAUACACACAGAGUGCUGCUUCACAGAUUUAUAUUUCUUGUACCCAUUUUUUAAUUUCAUUUUAGAUUUUUCAUAAUCAUGUGACUUCCCUUGUCAUCUUUUUGCCAAUGUGUGUUAUAUGUAUAUGUGAAAUACGCCUCACUACCAUGACUGUAUCCUUACAAUGGGAGAGAAUUCAUUUCAUAUAUCAUUACUACGCAUUUGUAUCAAAGCCUGUUUCAAUUUGCUUUCUGUUCACUGGAUUUUCCCUCUUCCAUUUGGUCCCCCAAAAGGUGUGGAAAUGUAACAGCCAAACCAUAUGCUUUAAAGUAUCAAGAAAAAAGUCCCCCCUCCUACUUUUCCACACAAUUCUUAAAUUAAUGCUCAAAAGGAAAACAGAAAGCAGAUAGUUACACUUAUCCUGUGUUUAUAAACUACAGAUCUGUGCUGAGUAAUUAUCAUUACAUACUUCUAAUAGCGUAGGAAAUACCACAUCGUGCAAUAUAAAUCUUAAAUCACAUACAACUAAAACUAACAUGCUCAAGAAACAAUGUAACUGCAAAAGCAAUUACAUCAUCUGAACAAGUACUGAACUGUUCUGAAAGGGUUCCUUAUGUGGAAGACAAGACAACCUUGUGGUAUCAUGAAUUUAAGGUGUAAGAAUGUCUUCUGCAGUUAUUCAGGGAGAUUCCAAUAUGGGAUCCAUUUCACCACAACCCCAGUUUUAUCAUCAGAGGGCACUGGCAUGUGAAAUACAGCCAAAUGCUUUUCAGAGUCAAAUCUGGAACUUGGGAACACAAAAUGUGAGUUAAGAGUAGUUAUUAGAAACAUUCAUACACAUAUCCCUGAAAGCUGCAAAACAAUUAAGCGACUCAAACAGAACAUGAUUCAGUUCUCAUCCACACUUUUUAGCUGGGUUUCCUCUAGGAUUGUCUGCUUCCGAUUGGUCUCCCCACACUCAUACACUCCCUCCCCCUGCAGCAACAAGUGAAUUAUUUUUUACACAGGAUUAGCCCUAGACUUUGGAAAUUAAACCUCUUUAAAGUUUAAUUUCAACAAGUCAGGAAAAACCCCAUAUUCAAAUAAAAGAUUUUCCUAGAGGUAUGUGUAAGCUGAGCAGCUAUUCAUUCUUUUAGAAGAAAAUGGCUGCAGGGCCAAACUUACCAGUCUUCCAACACGGGGAAGUAGGAUAAGACAAAGAGAAAUUUCACCCAAUAUUAAGCAGCCUAGCGAUGUCAUAAUGCAGUAUAAUGCAGCAAUGUCAAUACAGUAUUGGCUGUAUUUUUAUUCAUGUACUAAGCACCAUGGAAUCCCUCCAUCUCAUGGGGAAUGCUACCCUGCCUACCUAAAAGCAUUUGCUUAUGGAAAUUCCAGGUACCUUACAUACAGAAUGUUUACCUACUCUUUCAGCCUAUUUAGAGAAAAUACUACAUGGCAAAAUGCACAUAGACUGCAAGAACCAAAGUUUUGGGUUCCUCCCACCCAAAAGAGUAAUAAGGUUUUGAUGGUAUGAAGGCACUAUUAGCCUUUCCAACCAGCUUUUAUGCUUCCUGACUGCUUUCACACUGUACAAUUUUAUGUCAUUUUAGGAGAGAAACAAAAUGAUCUUCGUAACAGUUCAAUACGUAACGCUUGCCAUAUCACAGGCUUGAUUAAAUUUUCUCCUUUUAUAAAGCUGUAUAUGCCAGUGCAGAUUGUGUGUACACUUCAAAAGGAAUUAUUGACAUGUCACUUAAGGUGACAAUGAAAGUCAACUCUAAACAGAAUUGAGUGCAAUAUUUACUCGUUUGUCGAAAGUAUCCACUUUUCUAAUGUUUUCAUACAAAUGUUUUGAGCAUGUAGUAAUUUAGUCAUAUAGAGACAUUGGGGGCGGGGCAGAGGAGCUUUAAUGAACAAGCAUGAAUUAUUCUUUUCUAAGAUGGUAAUUGGAUAUUAUAUCUAUUAGCAUUUCAUACAUUUAAAUAGGCAUCUAGGUGAGCAAUAUUACUAGUUUCACAAUUCUACAUGCUAAGACUCGCGAAAUGCAGCAGCUUCACUUCAACAGUGCCAUCUAAAGGGCUCUUCGUGGUUUUAAUGACCUAAACUUGAAAAAUACUCAUUCGAAGUUAAAUACAUUAUUGGUUGAUAUCACUUUCCAGAGUAAGACCAUGAAGUAUUCUACAUAACACUUUCUAAAUUCCUCAGUGAAUACAAGUUCAGUGGGAAAGCAGCACAGGCCGAUUAGCCUAAAAUGUAUUACACAAUCAUGAAUGUAAAACUAGGAUCUGUUAACAGUAUCAUUGCAAUUUUUUAAGCUUCAGAUUUUUUUUACUUACAAGAAUUUUUUUAAAUUUACAAAUGUAUACAAAAUAAGCCAUUUUGCCUCUAGAAAUUCAAUAUACUUUCCCUCAGCUUUCU